AGCAGAAGUGUACAAGGCUACACUCCUCUCUAUCGGACCUCUAUAAUUUUACGUUUUAGCUUCUUUUGGUCUUUUUGCAUAGUUGCUAUUUGAAUAGGGUUGCUGUUUGCAGAUUUUCAGGUGCAAAGAUGUUGGACAAAUGCCUGACGUUUGGCCGGUCCCUGGUGCGGAGGAAGGUGGUGGACAUGAGCUCUCUGGAGGAGUCUAAUCUGUGCCGUUGCCUGGGCACAGUGGACCUCAUCGCGCUGGGGGUGGGCAGUACUUUGGGGGCAGGAGUCUACGUUUUGGCUGGAGAGGUGGCUAAAGGUGACUCGGGGCCCAGUAUUGUUAUAUCUUUUCUGAUAGCAGCUCUGGCUUCUGUUAUGGCUGGACUGUGCUAUGCUGAGUUUGGGGCUCGAGUGCCUAAAACAGGAUCGGCAUAUCUAUACAGUUACGUGACUGUGGGAGAGAUCUGGGCCUUCAUCACCGGGUGGAACCUCAUUCUGUCAUAUGUCAUUGGCACGUCAUCAGUGGCCCGUGCCUGGAGUGGAACCUUUGAUGAGAUGAUUGGAGGACACAUCGAGAGCUUCUGUAAAACCUAUUUCAGCAUGAACUAUCCCGGUCUGGCCCCUUACCCUGACUUCUUUGCUGUAUGCCUCAUCCUGCUCCUCUCUGGGCUGCUGUCAUUUGGUGUGAAAGAGUCUGCCUGGGUCAACAAGGUCUUUACCCUGAUAAAUGUUCUAGUUCUGUUGUUUGUGAUCAUCUCUGGGUUCAUCAAAGGAGAUGGGGAAAACUGGAAAAUUUCAGAAGAAUCACUCAUCAAUAUGACCAUGACAAAAAGAAACUUAACCCCAGCGGUGAACGUGAGCAGUGACUAUGGGGUCGGAGGAUUCAUGCCAUAUGGAUUCAGUGGGACUUUGGCCGGAGCUGCUACCUGUUUCUACGCCUUUGUGGGGUUUGACUGUAUCGCUACAACAGGUGAGGAGGUGAAGAACCCUCAGAGGGCCAUCCCGAUUGGUAUCGUGGUGUCUCUGACCGUGUGCUUUUUGGCUUAUUUUGGCGUUUCCGCGGCGCUCACUUUGAUGAUGCCGUAUUUCCUGUUGGACGAAAAGAGCCCCCUCCCCAUGGCCUUUGAGUAUGUGGGAUGGUCUCCAGCCAAAUACGUGGUGGCCGUGGGCUCCCUCUGUGCUCUGUCCACAAGUCUGCUGGGCUCCAUGUUCCCUAUGCCUCGUGUAAUCUAUGCCAUGGCCCAGGACGGGGUGCUUUUCAAAGCCUUAGCCCGAAUCAAUCUCAAAACCAAGACUCCUCUUAUCGCCACUAUGAGCUCCGGUGUGGUAGCAGCGAUCAUGGCAUUCCUGUUUGACCUCAAAGCCCUGGUUGAUAUGAUGUCCAUUGGGACCUUGCUUGCCUACUCACUGGUGGCCGUCUGUGUCCUCAUCCUCAGGUACCAGCCAGACGGAGUCUUAGAGCGGCAGUCCGGUGUAGGGGAGAAGGACUUCCUGUCUGAGUCGGACCUCACAGAGUCAGAGUCCCACCUGAACAUGAUAAAGGGGACGGGGUCUAAUCUACAGGCCGUGCUCCAGCCCCCUUCUUCCCCCUCAGAGCAGUCCUCCUUUGUGGUCAACAUGUCUGUGGGACUUCUGGUAUUGUUGGUGUGUGUGAUGAGCUACCUGACCACGUGUCACGUCAGAGCCAUCGUGUCUCUGGAGGUUUGGGUCCUGGUCCUGCUCAGCCUCUGUCUGCUGCUCUUCAGUCUCUGUGUGCUUAUGAUCUGCAGACAGCCUCAAACCACUAAGAAAGUCUCAUUCAUGGUUCCUCUGCUGCCCUUCCUGCCCAUCGUCAGCAUCUUUGUUAACAUUUAUCUCAUGGUUCAACUCAGCGGAGAUACGUGGAUCCGCUUCUCUGUUUGGAUGGCUGUUGGUCAAGAAUAA
Messenger RNA from Periophthalmus magnuspinnatus, 1910 nucleotides. RefSeq names its product solute carrier family 7 member 2 (gene slc7a2). The record is from RefSeq and is a predicted model, not a curated record. The coding region runs from base 129 to 1910 and encodes 593 amino acids. The transcript is spliced from 12 exons. Gene Ontology annotation, cellular component: plasma membrane. Gene Ontology annotation, molecular function: amino acid transmembrane transporter activity. Lineage: Eukaryota; Metazoa; Chordata; Actinopteri; Gobiiformes; Gobiidae. Gene Ontology annotation, biological process: transmembrane transport; amino acid transport.